CGCACAAUCACAUGUUGCAUUGAGAAUGUCCUGACCGCCUGCUGAUGUAGUAUGAAUUGAAAAUGCUUUUGUUUAAAAUUUGCAGAUCUAACGGUCACGUCAAAGAUAAUCGGAGCUUGAACUAAACACUAACUUCAAAUGUUCACAAGUAGAGAGUUAGCGGUUCUGCCUUGAUACUGACUGACUAUCCUGACUACUGUGGAGCAGGGCUGCUUUAGCAGCCAGUCAAGAUGGACACCGCUGAGGAAGCGGACAUCUGCAGGGUCUGUCGGUCGGAGGGGACCCAGGACAAGCCGCUCUACCACCCCUGUGUCUGCACGGGCAGCAUCAAGUUCAUCCAUCAGGAAUGCUUACUGCAGUGGCUGAAACACAGCAGAAAAGAAUACUGUGAAUUAUGCAAACAUAGAUUUGCAUUUACACCAAUCUACUCUCCAGACAUGCCAUCUCGCUUGCCUGUCCAGGACAUCUUUGCGGGGCUGGUCACCAGUAUUGGAACAGCCAUUAGAUACUGGUUCCACUACACGCUGGUGGCCUUCGCCUGGCUCGGCGUGGUGCCUCUCACAGCAUGUCGUAUCUACAAGUGUUUAUUUACCGGCUCUGUGAGCUCUCUCCUUACCCUGCCAUUAGAUAUGCUUUCAACACAAAACCUGCUUGCAGACUGUCUCCAGGGUUGUUUUGUGGUCACUUGCACGCUGUGCGCCUUCAUCAGCCUGGUGUGGCUCAGAGAGCAGAUUGUCCACGGUGGCGCUCCUCAGUGGUUAGAGCAGAAUCAACCGCCUUUGGUUCCCAACCAGCCCAACGGCCCUGCACCAGCUAAUGACGUUCCAGGUGGUAACGCCGCAGCCAACGGCCAGGCGGCUGCAGACGCCGCAGCAGCCCAGCACCCUGCAGACCCCGCGGCAGACGGCCUGGCUCCUGCCCACCCACACGAAGCUGGCGACCAGGGAGACGAGGCGGAACUUGAUGAUGACGAAGAUGACGACGGGGAGGAAGACGAGGAGGAGGAGGAGGACGAGGAAGGCAGGGAAGAGGAUGCUGCUGAUGCCAAUAAUGGAGGACAAGAAGAUUUGAACUGGAACGCUCUGGAGUGGGACCGUGCAGCAGAGGAACUGACCUGGGAAAGGAUGCUGGGGCUGGAUGGCUCUCUAGUUUUCUUGGAACAUGUCUUCUGGGUGGUGUCUCUCAACACACUCUUCAUCCUCGUCUUUGCUUUCUGUCCGUAUCACAUCGGCCAUUUCUCAGUGGUUGGCCUGGGCUUUGAAGACCAUGUCAAAGCUUCACACUUUGACGGGCUCAUCACCACCAUCCUGGGCUACAUCCUCCUGGCCGGAGCUCUCAUGGUCUGCCACGCGCUGGCUUCAUUAGUGAAGUUCCAGCGGUCCAGACGCCUCCUGGGCGUCUGCUACAUCGUUGUCAAGGUGUCCCUGCUGGUCGUCAUGGAGAUAGGCUUGUUCCCACUGAUUUGUGGUUGGUGGCUCGACAUUUGCUCGCUGGAGAUGUUUGAUGCCACCCUGAAGGACAGGGAGCAGAGCUUUGACUCCGCCCCUGGUACCACCAUGUUCCUCCACUGGCUGGUCGGCAUGGUCUACGUCUUCUACUUUGCCUCUUUCAUCCUUCUGCUCAGAGAGGUGCUCCGGCCAGGUGUGCUCUGGUUCCUGAGGAACCUGAACGAUCCAGACUUCAACCCAGUCCAAGAGAUGAUCCACCUGCCCAUCUACAGACACCUGCGGAGGUUUAUUCUCUCUGUGGUGGUGUUUGGUUCCAUCGUUUUGCUGAUGCUUUGGCUUCCUAUUAGAAUCAUUAAACUGCUCUUCCCAACCUUCCUUCCCUACAACGUCAUGCUCUACAGCGAUGCCCCAGUUAGCGAGCUGUCGUUGGAGCUGCUGUUGCUUCAGGUCGUGCUGCCGGCGUUGUUGGAGCAGGGUCACACUCGGCAGUGGCUCAAACGGCUCGUCCACGCCUGGACAUUCACAGCGGGAUACAUGCUUGACCUUCACUCUUACCUGCUCGGGGACCACGAAGACGACGACAACCAACCAAACAACAAUCCUCCCGGUCGCCAUAACAACAACCGGAUCCCCGGGCUGGGGGAGGGGCUUCACGCCGCCCAUCAGGCUAUCCUGCAGCAGGGCGGUCCGGUGGGUUUCCAGCCGUACCACCGGCCUGUCAACUUUCCCCUCAAGAUCGUUCUGUUGGUCGUCUUCAUGUGUGUGACGCUGCUGCUGGCCAGUCUGAUCUGCCUCACGCUGCCAGUGUUCGUGGGUCGCUGGCUCAUGUCUUUCUGGAUGGGCAGCGCCAUGGUUCACGAGCUGUACACAGCGGCCAGCGGUCUAUACGUCUGCUGGCUGUCCAUCCGAGCCGCCACCGUGCUGCUGUCCUGGAUGCCACAGGGCCGGACUGUCAUCCUGAUCAAAGUCCAGGAGUGGACGCUCAUGAUCCUGAAGACCGUCGUGGUGGCCGUCCUGUUGGCCGGGGUGAUACCUCUGCUGUUGGGUCUGCUGUUUGAGCUGAUCAUCGUCGCUCCUCUCAGAGUCCCACUGGACCAGACACCACUCUUCUAUCCCUGGCAGGACUGGGCGCUCGGCGUGCUCCACGCUAAAAUCAUCGCCGCCAUCACGCUGAUGGGGCCUCAGUGGUGGCUCAAAACCGUCAUCGAGCAGGUGUAUGCCAACGGAAUCCGAAACAUCGACCUCUAUUUCAUCUUGCGAAGGCUGGCUGCUCCAGUCAUCUGCGUCCUGCUGCUGUCUCUCUGUGUGCCCUACACCAUCUCUAAAGGAAUUACACCUCUGCUAGGUGUGCAGCCAGAGAUGCAGACGCUGGUGGAGAGGAGGAUCUAUCCGUUCCUGCUGAUGGUGGUCAUACUGUUGGCCAUUCUGUCCUUCCAGAUACGACAGUUCAAGCGCUUAUACGAACACAUCAAAAAUGACAAAUACUUAGUUGGACAGAGACUUGUGAAUUACGAACGCAAGACGGGCAGGAGCACGUCCACCUCCUCCUACAGCACCUCCUCGUAGACCUGACCCUGGCUGUGGGAUCAGUGGAGCUGACUCACUCUGCGCAGCACUGGGGAGCUAACACCGGCUCCUGUGGUGAAACCUUUUUGUUUCCUCUCUGCUCGGCUGUCAACUUCACACACAAUCUAUAAACAUUUGACUGCACGCUGGUUAUUCUUAUUCACCGACAUCUACUGCAAUCACAGGGUCGGAGACGAGGGCCUCGAGGAGUGAAAACAAAAGAGUCUCGACUCAAUUUCUGAACCAGGUUGUUAUCCAACCUGUAAAAACCUGCCAGUGCGACAGAACAACAACUCUUCUGGCUGGUCGUCCUGUCUAAUGUGUUUUUGUCUUCACCGCAGCUGACAUUUAAAUUGUAAAGGUUUGAGAUGAAGUCGGGUCAGUUGAGCAUAGCUUUUACCUCAGAUUGUGCUUGUGUUGAAUUGAAUAUUGUUUUGGUCACACUGAGCGUCUCUUACGGGACAUUUUCUGAACUGCAGGGGAGAUAUUUGAACUAUAAUGAGGACGCCUUUAGUGGUUCUGUUCCAACGGUAGAUUUGUCUCUAAAGGCGCCCGUCAUCAGAUUGAGGUCGUCAGUGACGAGGAGGGACAUACAUGAUGUAGCAAUGUGAUUGUAUAUUUUUAGAUGUUUUUAUUAGAUGUGUUUUCAUUGAGUCUUUCUUUUUUUUCUUUUUUUACAUUUCUGGAGUGAGCUGUUAGAUAAUCCUUUGAGGAUUUCUUUGAACUUAACAUUUUAGAAAAAGAAGAAGAUAGUGACAUUUUAGACAGGCUUCUGCUUAAGAUGUUCUCCUGUGAAUUGCCAAACAGUCGUGGCGGAGUACUACCCUCCUGAGCUUUCCGUUGGUUACGGACACUUUAAAACACUCAAAUCCACCUUCAGGAGGGGAGUUUAUUCACCUGAAAACAGCCCAUAAAAAAAACUGGAAAAGCGGCGAUUCAGAAAUUCAGAAUGUGCUUGUGUAAAACUCUGAAUAUUUUAUAGAAAUAUUUAUUCUCGAAGAAUUUUUAAAGCCAAUUUUGUGCCAAACUGGUCGUCAGUGGCUUGUAGUGCUGCUAAUCAGCUGUUCAGACUCUUACCUGUCUCUUACCAACUCUAAAUGACAAAACACUGAAUUGAAUCAUUUGAACAAAGUGUCUCAUCUGACUGAAAUGCAGGGUUUCCUCCAGGAAGUGGAUGUGGCUGCUGUUUACGUUUUUGUGUUCAUACAUUCUAAAAAGUUAUUUUUUGUUUGUUUUUUUUGUUAGUUUUUUUGCUGUCGCCUGCAAAGCUCAAUCAGUCAGGUCGUGAUGACAGUGUAACAGUUGCCUACCUAAAUACAUGGCCUUCGUAGUGUGAUCAAACGUAUCCUUCUAAAUUAUCACUGUAUUAGAAUGGGUUGCACCACUCAAACUAAUUCUCGUGAAUUGUUAUGUAAAAAUUAGCAUAACUGCCAUGUGUGAACUGUUGCGUAGCUACAGCUAAUUAAUACUAACUCUGAAACUCAUAUUUUUUUCCUUGUAUGCAGUUUUAAAUGAAACAAAGUCAAAUUAAACAUAGAUUGACCCCAAAACUGUUUUUAGCAGUUGUGCUAAAGCUACGCCACAGUGACUUCCUUCUUACACAGCUGAUUGAAAGUUACUGUUAAGCUGAUUAAAGUGAGUUUUAAAAAAAGAGUGGUAAAAAAUCAAAGUUUUUAGUGCGGGUCAAGCACCCAGAAUACUGGUUCCUACAUUUCCCAUAAUGCAAUGUUUUUAAUUAGAGCCUCCCUGCCUGUUGAACAUAAUUUUUAACUUGUAGUGCAGACUCUGAUUUUUGAGCCUCACUCUGACAUCAUAAGGGUAAUCAUCAUAUAUUCUGCCCCUUUAAAGCAAUAAACAGGCAGCAAGAAAACAAAAAUUAUUUUUAAAAAAACAAAAAAAAGGAAACAAAAUGAGUGCCAACAUGUUGCAUGUGUGAAGUUUUUAAAAUGUAAAAUCACGUGUUGACAGAAAACAUCUACCCCGACACAAACACUCGUCCUCCGCAGUUUAGAUACUUAAAUCUCUUCACAUCAUUUAAAUGACUGAACACCAGCGCAGCUUCGACCCCGUGUGGUUCUGUGUAGUUUAGUGUCAGAAAACUUUCCCCUCUCUGGUCGCAGCAGUUUAGUUUCUCUCCGGCGUGGAUACACCAGUUCACACUCAGACUCCUGUGUGAAUCUGUGUCUGUUCUUGUUACUGAACUGAAACAUUUCCUCACAUUUCAGUCUUCAGUCAGAUCUGACUCUGUUUGUCGUCUGUGAGUUUGUGAGCCAGUGACCCCGCUGUCUGUUCUUCUUCUUCCUCCUCUUCUUCUUCUUCUCCCCCUGUGAAUCAGCACGUUGAUGUGAUUAUAUUAUUGAAUUUCCUGCUCUGCUCUUUAAAGGAGGCUUUUUACGUUUCAAUUAAUUCAACGCCACUCAAAAGGUUACGUUUCACAUAUGAAGAGUAAAUGCUGCACGUGGCGGACAGGAGUUUAGUUAGGUCAGUUGUGGAGACGCGGGGACAUCAAGAGGUGAAACACUCUUGUGAUGUCGGUACUGAUGCUGGCACUGACAAGACUCUGCUUCUGGAUCCAACAGGAUUCUCCUUCUUUGAUCCCUGACUGACUGUCGUGUGGCUCCAUGUGGGAGCUGAGGAGGUAGUUGCACCCUGAGACACUCACUUUCAUCUGGUUUUCUUCUUUCUUUUUUAACUUUUUUUUUGUAAGCAGUGAGUUUGCUAGUUCUGGCUUUUGUAUCUUCAGGUCUUUCUAAGGAUAAGAAGUAGCAGGGUAGCACGAGGAACUCUUAUCGGCCAUGAGUGCGGGUUCCUGUCUCAGCUCACUGUGGUGAUGGAGAGAUGGGAGAUGCAUUGUCCUAUCGUUUGUUUGUGUCGGCUCUUGACCGCCUCCUCUUAUUUCUCUUCUCUCGAAACAUCUCAGACCAGGUUCCCCUCAAAUGUCUUGCAGUUAUGUUGCAGGGAGGAAUUACACAAUCUUCCCCUUACAGACGAAAGGCUGAAUUUAUGAGCAAUAAAACAAACUCCUCCUCGGUUUAAUUAUGUUUGUGGUUUUGCAGCUACAGCUUUAUCUGGUCUGGUAAGACCAGUAGCUAAGAGGCUAAAGUGAGCAAACUUCAGUUUGAUGUUGUUGUGUCACUGACAUUAUUACUAAGACAGGAGACUUGUUCGUUGUUAUGCACUCGGUGUCCCAUUCAUUUAAUUCUCAGUUAGAUUGACUACUCAUGUCUUUAAAGCUGCUGGGAGGUUUUGGAAAUGAAAGGAUAUGUCAUGUGCCAUUAACCUGUAAUUUCCACUUCUGGCCACAGACUUACAGGUUUGAUACUGACUCUGGUGAUUGACCUGAUAUUCUAAGAGUAAACGCCCACCUGAACUGACUCUGUUGCAGCGUCAGUCACAAACGUAUUAACAAAAUAUCCACAAGUUGUAAUUUAAACAUUCAGUAAAUAUGUUGUUUACAAAUCAACAAGCUUUCAGGAUUACAAUAAACAAGAACAGCAAAAAAUGUUCCAAACACAUUUUGUGAAUAUGUUUGUGAUUCGUUUGUUGAGGUUUAGGUGAGAACAUUGCUACCACUGUCAUACCUGUAUGCUGAAUAUUAGACCAGAGCCAGGAGAUGGUUAGCUUAGCUUAGCAUAAAAACUGGAACAGGGGAAACAGCUACCCUGGCUCUGUCCGUAGGUUAAAGUUGUUUUCUGGUUUUAUAUGUACAAAAAAACUAAUUGUAUAAACAUCAGUCUGUAGUUUCACACGGGGUUAUAUACUGGAACUGUUUCUUGGCUGGGUGCAGUGACUCUCCGCUGAUUGUCUGGCAACCUCAAGAUACGACGACGUGUUCUCAUGUAACUCUCGGCAGAGCGGAUCGUACAUAUCGGACAUAUUUCCCAAAAUGCGGUGAUGAUGUAAAAGCCUCCAGGUGUUCGCGCUCGCUACAGAACAAAACCACUACGGUUAAAGUACGUUUGAACCUCUGAAAAAACUAGAAGCUGUUAGAAUAUUUAUGACUGAAACAGGUCCUGUUCUUUAAAAUUGCUUCUUGUUGCCAGUGAAAACUGAAUCACAUUCUGUGAUGGGGAGAUUUUAGAUGUUCUUUUGUUUUUUUUCUUUUUAACAGUCAUAGAGGGAUUAAGGUGUUUUGUUUUUUUUGUCAUUCAAAUGUUUUUAUGUGCUGCACUUUAUUACACAGUUUGCAAUCAUUUCACAAUCCAUUGUAACACAGUCAACAUCGGCGGGUUAGUGUGUUUUUAUUUUCCCCUCACUGAGACUGAGAGAUGUCAAUAUUUCACUGUGGUGACUGCACAAUGGGUUUUACUUACAAGAUGAAUUCAAGUCGAGCAUUUGUUUGUUUUUUUGACACUGCAUUUGUGUUAGAAGUGUUUUUUUGGAGUUUGGUAAAUAUAAACUGCUUUUCUAUUGAUAUGGAUUGUGAAUAACAUUAACUCUAGUGCUGACAGCUGUAGUGCUGCUGUGUGGAAUGCUCACAUCAUAUAUAUAUAUAUAUAUUGAUAUAUAUAUAUAUAUAUAUUGAUAUAUGAUAUAUGAUGCUAUGAAGUGACCUUUUAGUAUCUUCUUGAACUCAGCUGGACACUUCCAAUUUUGGUCUUGAAUUUCAAUUUCUAGAAGCAAAUGAUUUAUAUUUUUAUAUGUGCAAAAAGCAGUGGCAUGUACUGUAACAUAAAGUUAUACUUUAAGGUCUAUUAAUUGUUGGUUCAGUAAUAUGAAACAAUAAUAAAUCGUUGAAAUGAA
Molecule: messenger RNA, 7757 nt
Organism: Seriola aureovittata
Lineage: Eukaryota; Metazoa; Chordata; Actinopteri; Carangiformes; Carangidae
Product: E3 ubiquitin-protein ligase MARCHF6-like
Exons: 26
Coding region: 231-3014 (927 amino acids)
Cellular component (GO): endoplasmic reticulum membrane
Molecular function (GO): zinc ion binding
Source: RefSeq, a predicted model, not a curated record